Molecule: messenger RNA, 1152 nt
Organism: Trichoderma gamsii
Lineage: Eukaryota; Fungi; Ascomycota; Sordariomycetes; Hypocreales; Hypocreaceae
Exons: 2
Coding region: 1-1152 (383 amino acids)
Source: RefSeq, a predicted model, not a curated record
AUGUUUAAUCAACUAAUAUCCGCCGCUGUCGAGCGUUCCAAAACCAAUAUAUCAACACGCCGAUCGUGCCAGAUGCGCUUCGCACUUCUUAUCAUCGCAUUCUUGGCGACCCUCGGCUCUGCUGCCACAGUGCCAGCGCGUGCCACUACUCGUAUUCCAACGCUAUUAGUCGAUACUAGUCCGCCGCCAUCUCCUCAAUCUUCGGAGGAAUUGCUUGAUAUAUUUCCUGCCUAUAUUAGCGAGCCUGAGUUACGGCAUGUCGAAGAAGUGGAGAGUGAUCAGAGCAGCGAUGCUAUGCUACGCGAAAAUGGAGAGAUGAAGAGAAGGAAUGCAAAGGCAGCUCCCACCGCCGCAACCACGACGCUGUCAAAGCCCACUAGCGCCGCAUUGGCAACACUAUCUCCAACAUCAUCUCCGUUGCCAGAGCCAUUCGAUAAUACGCCAGCCUCUGCCUUUCAAAGUUCAGGCUCAACCGACGCAUGCCCCAAGUUCAUAUCGGGUCUUCUAUCGAACCCAACUUUCAAAAGCUGCUAUCCGCUCUCCAUGAUGCUCCAGUCUUCAACUGGGUUCUUCCAAGCCGAAAAGUCACUUCUUAGCAUCGUGCAGGUGUUAGACGCAACUUGCAAAGCUGACUCGUCGACUUGUGCAACGUUCAUGAAUCAAGCCGCGACAAACCUCACCAUGGCUGGUAAUUGCAAGACUGAGGUUGAACAAAAUCAGACUCUAGUUCUUCAAGCAUACGACGGUCUACUGGCUUACAAGACAGUAUAUGCGGCGACUUGUCUCCAAAAUCCUACUUCGAGCCAAUAUUGCUUUGCAAACGCUGUCACCAAUCUCAACACGCCAUCAGAUGCCUAUCUCUACUUCUUGCCCUAUGGCAUAGCCUUGCCCGGCAGCUCCAACCCAUCGUGCAGCUGGUGCACCCAGCAGACCAUGGAUAUAUAUUACUCCGCCUCUGCAGUCCGCAGCUCACUAGUUGCCGGUGUCUACCAGGCCGCAGCGCGCCAAGUAAACACUUUGUGCGGCCCCAAUUAUGUCAACGGCACUCUGCCACCAGCUUCGUCAGGAGUCCAUGCCGUACGACCAGCCAUAUAUGCGACUACAUUGGCCGCCCUUUGUGCUACACUCGUUACUCUUGUUUCGGCCUUGUAG